This is a messenger RNA of Anopheles moucheti, 4831 nucleotides long. It is a transcript of the gene dome, whose product is annotated as cytokine receptor. The record is from RefSeq and is a predicted model, not a curated record. The coding region runs from base 494 to 3976 and encodes 1160 amino acids. Lineage: Eukaryota; Metazoa; Arthropoda; Insecta; Diptera; Culicidae. The transcript has 9 exons. Gene Ontology annotation, molecular function: protein binding.
CCGUUCGUUCGACUAGAUCGAGGAGAAAGUGAGCAGUGCGUCUACUAGUGGACAUUGAUACUAGUGCAUACUAUCGUGUCUAUUGUGCUGCAAAUACAAUUUGUGAUUUUCCUUCUUUAUACACUUGUUGCGUACUAGAAUGUGUGCAGUGCGAGUCGAAAAACGGCUGCAAAGCUAGAUGCAGCAAUAAUUCCAAUAUGCCAUGUUUGCGUUGGGCAGUGUAGUGUCUGUGUAACGUGCGUAACGUGGAUAGCAACCCGAAUGGUGCGCCUUAUUUCCUGGGAAAAAGAAAUCCUCCAACUUUGAACUAUUGUUCCUGGAAGCGACGUAAAACUGUUUCUUGGAAAUUGACAGCAACCACACGGCGCUCACGCACACAUGCAUUCGGCUUUAGGUUGUCGGCUGUGUUGGAUUUAGGCAAAGCGACGCAAUACGAAGCGUGUAACAAAACAUAAUAUCAAAAGUGGUAACACUACUACAGAAUCCAGUCGUCAUGUAUCGUGCAGGGAUUGUAAUAUUAAUCUGCUGGAUGUGCUGUUUGACCAAUUCGUCAAAAAUCAAAAGUCAAAAUUUGUCACUAGGAUGGAUUACCCCCCGUGAACCUCUAUACAUACAGGUGAACGAUUCGUUUUCAUUGCAAUGUACGCUUAAUAUGCAUGCCGCACGUGGAUUAAACAGCAGCAAUCUUAUGUUCUACCUAGGCGAUAAACCUGUUCCGCGAGAACAAGUGAAGAUACUGAAUGCUUCUACUAUUGAGCUCACGGUCAAGCGGGCAGUGCCAGAGCCGAACUAUGGGUACACAUGCACAUUGAACGAUAAAAAUGGUGUUGAGAUGCGCAGCGUCUACGUCGGUCACAAACCGCGCGAGGUGAAAGACUUCAAGUGCCGUGACCCGCACUGGUCUAAUAAGAUGGUGUGCACCUUCACGCCGGAUCCAAACACGAUACCCACGACGUACAAAUUGAAGUUAAGCUACCCGUCCGCCUUUCAAGAUUAUGACUGUAAUCUCGAAACAGAUGACCAGACGAAACAAACAAAGUGCAUCAUUGAUGGCAGGAUGGGGUACCAGAAUUUCAGGGAACUGUUCCGUUUUUAUCUGACCGCAGAAAAUGAGCUAGGCACGUUGAAUCAGGAUUUCACCAUCAAUCAGUUCGAUGUGGUCGUUCCGCAGGAACCCAAAGAAUGUGCUUUUCAAAAUAUCACGUCCGACAGCGCGGUACUGACGUGGAAACAUUGGUACAAGUAUAAAGAAUUUACCUAUCGAAAGUUUAAAUUUGAAGUCAAGCUACUGUCCAAAUUUGACAACAAUGUAUGGCGCACAGCUAUCAACGACAUCCUAUUACUGAAAGGUGAAGAGUAUACACUACCUCUGGAGAACCUUCCAUAUGCGGCAACUUCCUACGACGUACGUAUCAGGAUGCGCACUAAUUCGCCUGAGGAAGGUGAAGAUAUGUGGUCGAAUUAUACGGCUUGCCUGUUCAAUACAUUACCCCGUAAACCUGAUAUACCACCGGAUGUAGCCAUUGGUGGCUUCGAGGAUUCUACCGAACAUCAUCUAUUCGUGUACUGGCGGAAAUUAGACGACUGGCAGCAUAAUGGCAAUGGAUUCUACUACAAUAUCACAAUGAUUGGACCGAAUGGAACAAUUAUUACUCACCUAAACACUACAAAAGGUGUGAUCGACCGGCAUCAUGUUGCUGACAUGGAUUACACGUUCAAAAUACGCAGCGUUAAUACAGAGGGCUUUUCGAAACAUAGCAGUGAGGUGUUUGUUCCUAGCCGCCGGCAUCGUCUCGGGAAACCUUUGAUCGACAAGUUGCUCUCUGAUUCGGGCAAGUUCACGCUAUCUUGGAAGCCCCCUUUCAAUGCUCAUGCUACGAUCACUAGCUAUACGGUAUUCUGGUGCAAUACAACUAGCAACUCUCCAAAUGAUUGCAAUGGAUCAAUCAAUUUUACAAGCGUCGCGCCGGAUCAGACUACUUUUAUACUAAGCGAUGCCGGAUCAACGCUUAAUUUUGCAGUAGCAGCAAAUGCAGGAAAUCUAUCAUCAGGUAUGGUAUGGGCGGCUUGCACAGCCACGCACAAAUCUGACAUCGGCAAGUUGAAAAUUAUCUGGAUCACCGAGAUGAUGUCGUCGUACAUUUAUCUGAAGUGGAAUACCGAGUGCGGAGAUGUAGCACACACGGGAUACAUUAUCUACUACUGCCCGAUCUCGAAUCCUCGCACACUCAGUUGCAAGGAACCGGAACUUUCGGUUAACGUGACGAACAAGAAUCAGCAGGAAUGCCAGUUGGAAAACCUGAAACCGUACGUUACUUAUAAGAUUGAAAUUGCCAUGUACUCUGAGACGCAAAUGGGUCCUCGGAGCGAACCGUUAGUCAAUACGACAAGGGAGGCAGCUCCAUCGCCACCACGAAAUUUGAUCGUUCGUAAAAUAACGAAUAGCAGCAUAACCCUGCACUGGGAACCUCCGGAACAUAUCAAUGGAGGCAAAAUGAGCUACGAAAUCAGCUACAAUGGCCAUCCGUUGAAGUACAAUGUUGAAGAACUGGAAACAGAAGAGAACCAAACGCUCGAACAUCUGGAUGCAUUUACCGAGUACAAUAUUAGUGUACGUGCUCUGACAAUCGGGUUUUCAAAUGCCAGCGCACCUGUGCGUGUUCGAACGCUGGUAGGAAAUCCGCAAACGAUCGGACAACCAAGCACCAAUAGUUCGAACGGUUCAAAGCUAACCAUUAGUUGGAACCCUCCCAUGAAGCCUUCUGGUUGUGUGGAAUUUUAUGAGUUGAGGGUGAAAGCGAAGCAGACUGUUACCUAUCAACAGCGCAAAACCGAGUGUCAACUUCGUGAAGCAAUAUGCCAAAAUCGUGAUAGUUCGAAGUAUGAAUUUCUGGUGCGUGCAGUAAACAUAGACAUUGCCGGACCAAAUGAGGAUGCGUUUGAGAAGCUUUCAUGCAACGAUCGUUGGGCGGAAUUGAAUAAAAUGUGGUCUGAUUUGAGGCGACAUGUAGCUUAUGCAGAUUGUGGAACAUACGAUGCUGAAUCUACUUGGCUUAAUGCACCGCCGUCUAACAUAAGGCUGCAUUAUGGCCCCUGGUCUGAGCCAUUGGCGCACUGGUGCUCGAUGGAGAACAAAAAUGCUUUACAUCCGUUUAUGUUGAUAGGAUUUAUCAUGAUGUGCUCUGUCAUCGUGCUUGGAUAUUCAUACAUCCGAGUAAAACACGUACUGCAGGUGAAGGUUAUAAUUCCAGACGGUCUGAAUGACAUAACUGGAUCAGGUAAACCAGGAUUUAAUUCUGUGCUUGGACCAACUGCUAUCAUCUUCACGGAGCACCAUCGCGUCGAUCACAUUAUAACGGGAGGUUCCAACAAAGAAGCCAGUUAUAGCAAAGAACAAAAUCAAUGUCUCCUACCUUCAUCUUCGUCCUCCGGAGGAAGCAUCGCGGACUUGAGCGGCCAUGAUCAACGAUCCUCAGCUGAUUACUGCAGUAACAGUGGAUGCUGUGAGGACGAUAGUACUAGCUUUUAUGACCAGGAAGCGGAACGCCAAGAUCUGCAUGGGUAUAGCGACGAAACAACGGAAUCAAUUGGAAAUAGUCAGGAACACGAUAGGCACUUGGGCAGCACUAGCCGCAGAUCAAACGAGAUAGACUCAUCAUUCGGACAUAUGAGCCAAAGAAAAACAAGCUCACCAAUGCACGUGAUGGAAGGCAAUAAUAGCAGUCAAAAAAGAACAUCCGCAAUGCCGAUUACCGUCACAUCUGGAUAUGUACCAGCACCGGUAGUGAACACCAUCAAACAACCUAUCAGCUCAAAUGGUUAUUUGCAAAUAGGAGCACUGACUAACGGUAGCAUGCUGGCGCCAUUGAACACGACGACGAUGCAGAAAUCGUUGAGUGCUAAAAUAGCAGCAGCUCCUAUAUCAGGUUACGUAACGCAUAAGCAGCUAUCAGAUUAUGGACAACACUUAAAAUAAGUCGUGUUGCAAGGAUUGACUGAAAUAAUGGUCCUUAGGCUAAUGGAUAGUAAUAAUGCCCACAGCGUAGAGAAAUUAGUAUAAAAGAUCAACUUUUUGUGGCAAAAAAUGUUGUUUUUACACUAUCUGCUGGACAAGACAGAGAAUGUUACCCCGACGAUUUUACACCCCCGUAUACAUGUAAUACUAAAAACACAAGCUUUGUCUAACACAUAUAAACACAACACGACAUAGCACAUAUAUGGAACAAUGCAGUACUUUACUGUGACCAAAAAAACGACAGUAAACACUCAUUUGUAAUCGGUAACAUCUCUUAAUAUGCCAUUUUUCCACAGCCAACGUGUAAUAUUCUUUCUUGUUUCAAUAAUUGUUCUCAGCGAAAACGUGUGAAAGAAUUGUUCAGUGAAUAGGUGAUACUCGCUUUUUGCUCAAUUUGGACCGAUGUAACCCGGUGUGUAAACUAUCAAAGGAAUCCUAUUCGUACCUGUAUAUGUGUGUACAUGAUCUACUGGACUGGAAAACACAACAGCGAUAUAGCCGAGCUUAGUUUAGAAUGCAACUAAACAUCAAUCUGCACAGUUCAAGGUGUUAGGUCACCUAUUUUAUCGUAGUCAGGUAUAGACGUAUUUGUGUAUGUGUACAUGUUAAAUGAGAUACGGUGUUAAUUCACAAUGCACGUUUCACGAUCUGAUCCUACAUCUUUUACCACAUCUUUCUUUAACCAUCCCCUUGCUGUGCUGAUGAACAGAUCUUUUUAGUUAUUCAACCUUUCGAUGUAAACAACUGCUAAGGUGUAAGAGAAAUAAAAUAUACAGCGAAGGACACUGCAUACUUACGACCAAGCUGUACCCUGUA